Dibothriocephalus latus is the source of this 693-nucleotide messenger RNA. The record is from the annotation of a GenBank genome assembly. NCBI's taxonomy places the organism in Eukaryota, Metazoa, Platyhelminthes, Cestoda, Diphyllobothriidea, Diphyllobothriidae.
UUGCCUGACGCACAUAUUGCUGAGCGGGAAAAGGAGAACGCCAUUGACCCACCCAAUGGCGACCUCAGCCUCUCCCCCUACACCACAGCCUACCAACCAAGGCAGGCUGCGGGACCCACCGAAUCCGCCGGGCUGGACACUGUGUUGCAAAAAAUCCAAUCAGCGCUAGAACAGAGCAGACGGGUUCGGGAGCAGGUGAUGCAAUCUGAAAUGGACACUGAGGUUGCGGCUGCGGUGGCUAAUGCCGGAUUCCAGGCAGCGGAAACUAUCUGCCGCCUGGGUGGAGAUGGCGUUAUGCCCCGCGAUCUACUCGGUGUGAACAUGGAUGUCGUCAGCUUUGAGGACGAGGAACUGGAUGCACUGGAGGGUGAAUUGGACCUCCUUGAGAACGGGCUGGAGGACGUUGCCCCGGACGACUCUCUUAUCGCUGAUUUGUUCUACUCUAAGCGUCAAAUCAACACCUCAUCGUCGGCUUUCUAUGGCAACGUUUUAACUCCGGAGAAGUGUUUUGAGAGUCUUCUGGACGAUGAGUCGACGACGAAAAUGGAACCGCCUAGGAGCCAAGCAGCAUUGUCGGAAAGCACCCUGCCUGUGCAACGGUCUGUGGGCAAAGCCGAUCAAGCGGGUACAACUUUUGGUGACCGUUUUGAUCAUAUGCACAUUUUCCAAACUGUUAUUUUGAAGAUCGCAUGA